Camelina sativa (false flax) is the source of this 2740-nucleotide messenger RNA. Lineage: Eukaryota; Viridiplantae; Streptophyta; Magnoliopsida; Brassicales; Brassicaceae. The record is from RefSeq and is a predicted model, not a curated record.
UAAUUACAUUCAUAAUUACAAUCUCUCGUAAUACUGUAAUAUUCUUUCGAUUUUCAAUAAUCUCUCAGAUUUCUCGUUACUCAAUCAAACAAUCUCUCCCGGAGCUCUAUGGAUUCCGAGCAGGAGGAAUUGAAGCUUAUGUCACUCAUAAGUCAACUAUACGAUCUCGGAGACAUUGUGGAGGAUUUGAAUAAUUGUGAUUCGGAUUCCAUUCAGAAGUGCAUAUCACUUAUUAUUCAAAUAAUCACUCUCGUCAGAGUCAGCUCGACGGAUUUAGAAUCGCUGCCAGAACAACCGGAGUCAAAACUCAUGUCACUCAUUUCUCAAACAGUCUCUUGCUUCAAAUCAAUGGAUAUGGAUUCCCAACCAAAACCGCUGCAAGAUUUAAUACAACUCAUAUCUGUAAAAAUCUCUCUCCUCGACUCUACAGAUUCGGAUUUGGAGCCAGACUCCAAUUUGAAGCUCUUGACACUCAUUCAUGAAACAUCUGAUCUAGAGCCGGAGCCGGAGCUCAUAUCACUCAUCUGUCAAAUAUUCUCCCUCGUCAAGUCGGAGUCAGAGCCGGAGCCAGAGCCAGAGACAGAGCUAGUACCGCUCAAAUCACUCAUCUCUCAACUAAUGUCUAUCAACAACGUCCGCAAGGAGGACCCGCCGCCUAUUGAAGGCGUCUGUAAGGAGCCGGAGUGGGAGUUAUUCACGCCACUCGUUACACAGCUAAUGUAUCUCUUUAGCACAAUGGACUUGGAUUCGCAGCCGAAGCAGCGGAAGUGUGAGUCUCAGCUGAUGUCACUCAUUAAGCAAAUAAUCUCUCUUCUCAACUCUAUGGAUUUGGAUUCCCAGCAGAGGCUCAUAUCACUCAUUUCUCAAAGAUUGUAUUUCUUCAGUCCAUCGGAGACAGAGUCGGAGCUCACGUCACUGAUCUCACUCAUCCCUCAAAUACUCUCCCUCGCCAUCUCUACGGAUUCAGAAUGGGGGAAGCUUAUUUUGGUAUGCCCUCAAGUACAAGUAAGUGUGGUGGAAGAAAAUUUUCACGUGGAUCGACAAGUCUCGUGGAACACCGAUAACAAGUGGAAGUGUCUCCCUUUAAACUGGGAGAAAUUCAGGCUAGCAGGAGGAAGAGAAGACGACACCCACUUUCUCUGCCGAGGUUGCAAUGGCGAGAACCAUGGAGAAUAUAACAAGGCUCCACUCGAGAUCAAACACCAUCUUCACCCUAAACAUUCUCUCCAGCUUGUCUUGUUUCGCAAGUCUGAGAUUAAAACGAGGGAUUGCUAUUGCUGUGAUAAAGAACUCGAUGAGAUUUUUUAUUAUUGCUCGGCUUGUGAUUAUGCUAUGAAUAUUGUUUGCGUGGAGAAACCACCAGUCUUGUCCAUUGACCGUUCCAAGUGGCAUCGUCAGCAUCCACUUGCUCUGUUUCCGAGACUCACUUCCUUGACAUGCAACCUAUGUGCAUUGUCACAUUCAAGAUGUCCUUUCUACAUGUGCCCCCCUUGUAACCUCGUGGUUCAUCAAAGUUGUAUCAGCUUACCACGUGUCAUUAGGAUAUCUCGCCAUCCUCAUCGUAUCUCUUUUACGUCUACGUUUGACCAAGGAGAUUGGUCUUGUGGUGUUUGUCGCAGAAACAUCAACAAUAAAUAUGGGGGCUUUACUUGCAACAAGGACGGUUGUUCCUUUGCGGCUCACUCGAAAUGUGCCACACAAAGCAAUGUGUGGAAUGGUGUAGAUCUUGAGAACGUGCCAGAAGAAAUUGAAGAAGAAGACGUUGAGCCGUUUGUGAGGAUAAGCGACGGAAUCAUACAACAUUUCCGUCAUCAGCAACAUCAUUUGAGUCUUGAUAUGAACACGGGCAGAGAUUACGACGAGAAUAAGCAGUGUCAAGCAUGCUUCACCCCAAUCUAUUUCGGUAAUUUCUACUCAUGUAUGCAAUGUGAUUAUAUUCUCCACGAAAACUGUGCAGAACUUUCUCGCAAAAUACAUCACCCGAUACAUCCACAUCUGCUCACUCUAGUUGGAAGUUACAACAGUGAUAUAGUCUGUACAGAACGAUGCUCAGCUUGUUAUGGGUUGUGCAUAGCUGAAUUCUUCUAUAAUUGCGGUAAAACUGGAUGUGACUUUCAGCUGCACGUGCCGUGCGCUACAAUUUCCGAGCCAUUGAUUCAUGAAAGCCACACACAUCCUUUAUUCCUAACAUCCAAACCAGGGGAGCAGAGAAUUUGUUCGGCUUGCAAAAAUGCAGAGUCGUGUGCCACAACGGAAACAUUCAAUUGCAUUGAGGAGUGUAACUUUGCUUUGUGUUUUGUGUGUGCUACUUUACCUCAGAAGGUGAGGUAUAAGCAUGAUAAACACAUUCUCACUCUUUGUUUUGGCAAAGAGAUAAGUACUUUGACGUAUUGGUGUGAAGUUUGCGAGGGAAAAAUUAUGUCCAAGGAACGGUUUUAUAUGUGUGAUGAGUAUUGUUGUGUCACCCUACACAUUAAAUGCAUGCUUGGGGAGGAUUUAUACAUGAAGCCUGGUUCAUUGUGGAACCACUACAAUAGAAAAGUAAGUGUUCUGUCCAACAAUCAUAUGUUUCGACCUACUUGUUCAAACUGUAAGAAACGCUGUCCACACAAAACAGUUUUAGAAGAGCAUGGAUUAAUAUUUUGUAGCCAACAUUGUUGGCGUUUAUCUCUGCAUUGACCAGAUAGCUUGAUGGACAUUGUUCUUGUAAGAAAUAUUAUUGAAUUUUUAUUGUGUUGUA